AUCAAGACUACUGCGACAGUCCCUGUAAGGACAAUGGACCUUGUCCAGCCGGAGCACAGUGUUACGACCGCAGCGACACCUUACGCCCUAAGUACGAAUGCAUUUGCCAAAUGGGCAUGGUAAUGGAAGGGAACCGAUGCAUAAGUCCACCACCAUCCACGCCUACUCCUCGGCCAGUUCCAAGUUUGUCUCCGGCCAUUAAGGAUACAGUCACGGCCUUGACCCGAACUGCAUCAUUCGUGUUGAUUGGAUUCGUCACAGCCACACUGGUGCUCUUCGCAGUUCUCAAGAUCAUGGACCCAGGCCGAUUUAUCCAUAUGAACAUUGAGAUAGCUCUCCUACUGGCACACAUUUGCCUGUUGCCCACGCUCCAACAUUCGGAGACUGCGUGUCGGAAUAUAAGCAUCUUCAUUCACUUCUUUUACACAGCCGUGUUUGCCUUCUUCCUCAUGGAAGGCAUUCACAUGUACUCCUUGGUGAGCCGUGUUGUGCCCAGAAACGGCAUGCUCUCGAAUAUGGGCAGUUUCAUGGCGGGUUGGGGCAUUGCCAUCACGGUCAUUACCUUCACCGUGUCUUUUGAAUACGAAAACUAUGGCGGAGACUACCAUUGCUGUCUCCAAAUGGACACGGGUUUGAUGUACGGAGAGUAUAUUCCAGUGGUGAUCUUGUCCAUCAUCACCUUCAUGCUGAUUGAAGCCGGAAGUAACGUGGAUGACGACACUAUGACCAAACUGUCCGGUAAGUACAGGAGCAUUUGCUUUUAUCACAGGUUUGCUUCCAACAUGAAUGGCACGAGUGUUGGUUGGCUGAAUGGGAGGAAUGGGUGGUCGCUGAUUCUUACUCAAAGGCCUCCAUGUUGUAUUCCACAUCAACUUGAUUCUUGUCAGGAACAUUGCCCGUGUUUGCUUCGAGAUCCACGGUUUCUCCGUCCUUCAGUCGACGGUACAUUUUGGAAGUGGUCACCGCCUUGUUGAUGUUGGUCAUGUAGUUGGAGUAGCCAUAAGGCGAAAAUAUCAUGGUCGAGUCGAUGUUCCAAUCGCGUUUGAUAUCCUGACUCGUACAUUUCAAUGUGAACUUGGAGGGGAUUGAACAGGAAUAGGUUACAUAGUUGUGAUCAUUGUAGUACGUCACAUUAAACGCUUGGUCCAAAUGAAAGUUCAAGAUGUGAACUGCAAACUCUGAAAAAAAGAAAAUUUGAAAAUAUUUUUCAUGCUUUGAUAGCUCUUUGAAGAAAUAUAAGAAAACUGAGAUCUUAAAGUCAAGAUGAAUAAGAUUCAAGAAAUCAAGGAAGCUGAUUGACUCCGAUAUCCGUUCAAGAAAGCACUGAGCGGAUAUGAUUUUCUAAUUUGUAACUGGCUAAGGAGAAUCGUUCAAGCAUGUUUACCGACCAUUUGAAAAC
Messenger RNA from Tigriopus californicus, 1399 nucleotides. RefSeq names its product adhesion G-protein coupled receptor D1-like. The record is from RefSeq and is a predicted model, not a curated record. The transcript is spliced from 4 exons. Bases 111 to 974 code for a protein of 287 amino acids. Gene Ontology annotation, biological process: adenylate cyclase-activating G protein-coupled receptor signaling pathway; cell surface receptor signaling pathway. Gene Ontology annotation, molecular function: G protein-coupled receptor activity. Lineage: Eukaryota; Metazoa; Arthropoda; Copepoda; Harpacticoida; Harpacticidae. Gene Ontology annotation, cellular component: membrane.